Messenger RNA from Diospyros lotus (date-plum), 1755 nucleotides. RefSeq lists its product as uncharacterized. The transcript is spliced from 2 exons. Bases 835 to 1722 code for a protein of 295 amino acids. Gene Ontology annotation, molecular function: S-adenosylmethionine-dependent methyltransferase activity. The record is from RefSeq and is a predicted model, not a curated record. NCBI's taxonomy places the organism in Eukaryota, Viridiplantae, Streptophyta, Magnoliopsida, Ericales, Ebenaceae.
UGGCCCGUCCAUCACUCCUCUCCUCUCUCCUCUCCCGCGCUUGGGCUUUCUUUCCCGAUCCGUCUACUCUCUCUCUCUCUCUCUCUCUCGGAGUACUAAACUAACUCCAAUAAUAAAUAAUAGUUUCCUGCUGGCUGCCGCCUACCGAUCACACUCCACUUCCAAAUAUGACCGAUAGGAUAGAAGAAGCCUGAACGAGAAAAGUUCAAACCGCUGCUGCUGCUGCUGCUGCUCGAAUCCCAAUUGAAGAAAAAAGAAAGAAAUCAUAUAUGACGAAGCAAAACGCGUGAAGACGAAUUCAAAAAGCCCACCCAGCCCAGGGGGUCCCCGAGAAGGUCUGCCCCUGCCCCUACUCCUGCCAUUUUACAGUCCCUCUCUUUCAGUUCCCUUCCCAGUUCCCAGAUUUCGCCCAAUCAUGCCACCCACCCUUCGUCUCCGUCUUCCUUCCUUUGCCGCAUGAUAUUUUUCUUCUCACACUGGUUGAAACAGUGCUACUUUCGCUCCCGGCUGCCUCGACCUGAUUUGAUUUUUUUUAUCUCGCUUUUCCGAUCUUGUUUGUUCUUGAUUUUUACGUGUUCAAGUUCGGAUACUCAUCAAUCUGCUUCUUCAGGCUUUCGCCGGCUCUCUUGUUUGGUUGCUCGGAAACCGCAAGAAAACAAAAACUUGUGGUCCGGACUUUCCGUAUCUGUCGUCAGUUUAUCGUGAAGAAUCACGUGGAACCGAACACCUUCCUCAAUCCUCACGGUUUAAUUCCUCUCAGAUGACUCAGUUUGCUGUGCCGUAAAGCAACACGCUUCUAGCGCACUUCACUAGUUAGGGCUUUUGGGUCCAACAAUGGGGAAAGCUGGAAGAGAUUGGGCGCAGAUCUAUGCAAUCUACGGCAUGGACGAUUGGCAAACGCCGGUGUUCCUCUUCCUCCACGCGAUCGUGUUUUCGUCGCUUUCCGUACUAUUCCUCCUCUACUUCGACCUGAUCUGCGCCUUCUUCGAGUCGCUCUUCCCGGGCCUCCCCGGCGGCGCCACCCGCUUCGCUGCCGGCUUCACCGGCUCCGUCACGGCGCUCUCCGCCCUAUGCCUCUUCUUCGCCGCCGGCAACAUCUUCUACUCCGCCGUGCCCCUCCACUGGGACAUGGCCCAGCGCAUGGUGGCCACCGUCCACGACUGGUCCUCCGUCAAGCACGCCCUGGACGUCGGCUGUGGCCGCGGCAUCCUGCUCAAUGCCGUCGCGAUGCAGCUCAAGAAGGCCGGAAGCUCCGGCCGGGUCGUCGGGCUAACCCGACCCGAACCGAAGACCACGGUCCCCAUCCUCCGGACGGCCGGAGCGGAAGGGGUCCAGGAGUACGUCACCUGCCGAGAAGGUGACGUGAGGAGGCUGCCGUUCGGGGACAACUACUUCGACGUGGUGGUGUCGGCGGUGUUUCUACACACGGUGGGGAAGGAGUUCGGGCAGCGGACGGCGGCGGCGGGGGCGGAGCGAAUCCGGGUGCUGGGGGAAGUAGUCCGGGUGCUGAAAGCGGGGGGUGUGGGAGUGGUGUGGGACCUGGUCCACGUGCCGGAAUACGUGCAGCGGUUGAGAGAACUGAAGAUGGAAGAAAUCAGAGUGUCGGAGCGUGUGACGGCCUUCAUGGUGAGCAGCCACAUGGUAUCAUUUCGGAAGCCCAGCCACGACGUCGCCGUUUCUGGCGAGGUGCGGCUUGAUUGGAGAUACAACAAUAUCUGUUGAAAAAAUAAGAAAGAAAAGAAAAGAAAAGAAAGA